Messenger RNA from Oryzias melastigma (Indian medaka), 2760 nucleotides. It is a transcript of the gene fbxl6, whose product is annotated as F-box and leucine-rich repeat protein 6. Lineage: Eukaryota; Metazoa; Chordata; Actinopteri; Beloniformes; Adrianichthyidae. Gene Ontology annotation, molecular function: protein binding. The record is from RefSeq and is a predicted model, not a curated record. Gene Ontology annotation, biological process: SCF-dependent proteasomal ubiquitin-dependent protein catabolic process. Gene Ontology annotation, cellular component: SCF ubiquitin ligase complex.
GGUUGGUGUUCGCUUGUACGGGUGUCGGAACUGGAGGAGGACUGUGUAGGACGAUUGCGCAAAGAUCCCGCCCCGUUGAUGCCUUCAGGGACCCUUAAAAAUCAGAAAAACGAUCAUUCGGACAGAGCCUCCAAUGUUUUGCUAGCUUGCAAGAUGUUUAUACAAACCCUGGUGCCAUGCUGACACCUGCUGGAUGCAGUGUUAGUAUAAAAACAAGAUAGCAGAAACUAUGGAGGCCUCAGGCUCAGAGGCUUCAUCCCAAAGCCAAAGAGAAGAGCAGAAUGCACCGACAGGUCAAGGAGAAGAUGGAUCAAAGUUAAAGAAGGCUCAUUUGAAGAGGACCUUGAGCACUAAAAAGAAAAAGACAAAAAAAGCUGCUGUUUCCAGGUCUGCCCGGGUCAACUACACAGUCCAUCAAGGAGAAGAUAUGCUUCUUGUUAUAUCAAACGCUUCUUCUCAAUAUGAUGAUUCAGUAUGGGCUCCUAAAAGAAAGGGAAGCAAAAAGAAGAAGCUUUCCAGAGAAAACACAAAAAACAUACAAACGAAGAGGAAGAGGACAGUCUGUGCCAAGAGGAAAGUGGAAACUAAAGUUUCUGUGGAGGAACAGGAGCUCUCAAUGUUUGCUUUCUCUCAGGAAACAGAUGACCAGCGGUGGGGCCAGAAUCUGCCAGUGGAGGUGCUGGUCAACAUUUUCCAGAUGGUGGUCAGUCAAGAUAACGCAGUGCCAUUUUUAUGCAGGGUGGGGAGAGUUUGUCGUCUCUGGAAUGCUGCUGCUUCCAGCCCUAUCCUGUGGCGCACAGUGACCCUAGGACACUGCUGGAUCCCCCCAGGGAAGUCUCAGCUUCCAAAAACUGAGAAGAAGAUUCAGGACACGGUUACCUGGCUGGCUCAGAACAGAUUUUCUCAGCUGCGAGAUUUUGCUCUCUGCCACUGGACCAAAAAUGUUGACUUCACAUUGCAGGCCGUUUCCCAGUUCUGCCCUCACCUUGGCUCCAUCAAGCUCUCCUAUUGUUCAGGCCUGACAGCCAAGGCGUUCCAAAGCCUCGGUCUGCACAGCCGCGCUCUGCAUAGCAUCAACAUUCAGUACUCAGAGUUCCAAGUUGAAGGACUCCUGGAGUAUCUUGAAAAUCAUGGAUCCCAGAUUAAAGAAAUCUCCUUCACUCAUGGACUAAAGAAUGACAAACUUCUGGCAGCUCUAAAUAGGGGGUGUUGUCCGGAUUUGGAGUUGUUGGAGGUGAACACGAAGCUCGACAGUAAAGACGGUGAACUUCCAGUUUGCAUCCAGGCAUUACAGACGGCCUGUCCCAAACUCAAGACCUUUCGCAUGCUGAACGUCAGACCUCUGCAUAAGACGAUGCGUAAUGGCGUGGAUUCAUCGCCCGGCUUCCCGUGCCUGGAGGAGCUUUGCAUUGCGACCACGUCGUACUCCUACAUGACUGACAAAGAUUUGCUGGGCAUUCUGUUUGCCUCCACUAAACUGAGGAUUCUGGAUCUGCGAGGCUGCUCACGAAUUACACCGUAUGGUCUGGCCCAGUUGCCUUGUCCUGAUCUCGAGUGCUUGUUCUGGGGUCAGUACUUCAACAGUCAUGUCGGGCUGCCGUCUCUGAAGAGAGAUUUUCACCUGGUGACCCAGUUAUGGGGUCGGACACUGCAGCAGCUUGACCUCGCAAACCAGGUUUUCACCGAGGAAGACUUGGAGCUGGCCAUGGGUUACUUGGCAGCUCAGACGAAGACUCUCCGCUCGCUCAACCUCAGUGGGACCAGGAUCACCCUGCGUGGAGUCAGGUAUGUCAUUAGUCGCAUGCACGCGCUGGACUACCUCAACCUCUCAUCCUGCCGCUAUCUGCCAAGAGGACUGAAGAAAAUCUAUCGGGGCCAGGAGGAAAUCCAGCAGCUGCUGGACAAACUGAAAGAACUUGUUUGAAUACAGACUUUAAAGUGUUCAUUCUUUUUUUUUUACUGUAAAUAAACACAUUUUUAUAACUUAAUACCUUGCUAUGGCAUUAAAUGAACAAAUCAUUCAAAAUCUUGCCAUGCUUUUGUCAUCAAUAUUUUGGCCAAUUAGCAGAUCAUCAUGGUUCUCAGUGACCUUUGUUAGACAGAAAUAUGGCACAGUUGAAGUGCUUGAAAAUAUUGAUAUGUGUUAAAACAAGCUGGACUUUCAGCAUUUAUGUUCGCUGGCAUCUUUCAGUCAGGACAUCACAUUAAAAUUGUUCACCACUGGUCACUUGAGGGUCAUUUAAACAGAAUUCAGGCUUAAUAGUCGGUUUUGCGCUUGACUAGAAAUUUGUAACAGCAUCUAUCUUCUCUUUUCAGUUCAAAUGAGCGGCAGCCAAGCUGCUAUUUUUUGUACCUGCAAACUCAGGAUAUAAUUUUUCCUUGCUCAUCAGGCUGUUUCACUGCAGUUUUGAACAGUAAAGGAUGGUGAUGGAAAGCUGAGAUCAACUGUUAGAUACUGUUGUUUUUCUAUCUAUACUUUUCUCCAUUAUUUGUUGUUUGACUGUAUCUAUCCUUUUGUUUGCAUUACAUUGUUUCUUUUAUAUAUUUCAAAGUUUUUUACUUUUGUAGUUUUACUUUUUUUCUUUAAGCUAUUUCUGGGAGCAGCUAACAAAAUUACAAAUUUUCUUAAGAGAAAUUGAAGGGGUAUGUCGCUUUCUUUUUCUUAUCAUUACAAAAGCAUUUUGUCUCAAAACUUUGUUUGAUGUAAAGAGGGAAAAAAGCAAAAUGUCAUGAAUUAAACUCAACUUCUGGAAAUCUUGA